AUGGCGGCUAUGUUUUUAGCUAAGAGAGGAACCAUAAAUAUAUACAGAGCUGCUUCUUUACACAGGGAUUACAACAACACUACUCGAUCUGUUGUUGCUGAUGGAGUCAUUCCCGUCACUAUCUCUCGUUACUUCUCAUCCCAAGGAAACAACGGAAGAGACAAGUCAAAGCAAGAAGGGAUGGGGACAACUACAGAUGGCAAGGCUCCGAAUGUCACAAUGAGUCAUGCGGCGGAUUCAGCUAAAGAUGGAUUGAAACGAGCCAUCGAUGUAGCCACCGAGGAGAGUGGAGAUGCGAGCAAGCCCAAGAAUGUAGAUAAUGAUGAAGGAGGUGAAGAGAAUGUAGCUGUGGGUGAGGAUGGAACUGUUGAAGGCCAAAACCAGUCAUCAGGAUGA
Molecule: messenger RNA, 396 nt
Organism: Thlaspi arvense
Lineage: Eukaryota; Viridiplantae; Streptophyta; Magnoliopsida; Brassicales; Brassicaceae
Source: the annotation of a GenBank genome assembly